GCCCAGCGGGGAGAGACUUGAGGGACGGUCGAUAUGGGUUUUCCAUGGACUUUGUGGGUGUCAGUCAGAAGGAAUGUUAAUGGAGAGAAGAGAUCCUGCAAUUGUGUGAGCUCUGCUGGUUGUGGAGAAAAUGGGCUGGAAGCUCUACAGGGACGGAGUUGAGUUACCAACGUCAGAUUCUUUACCGUCCUAGAGUGCUGGACCUGACUUUUGGGGAGGGGGUUGCUCAGAAGCCUUCCGGCGAUGUGAGCGAGUUGGAGCCCCUGGUCCUGCGGAGGUGCUGGGAGCUGGUGGGUGUUCCAGUUCCUGGCUGAGGUUUGGGCAGGUGCCUUAAGCACUUGGAAAAGGGCUCUGAGGCUGGAGGCAGGUACAGGUAGACAGGUGGAGGGGGAUGCAAAAGUUUUGGCAUGGGACUUGAAAAAAGGUGGUGCGCUGAUUUGGGUGCUGCAGAACCAGUCUUCUAAUGACUCUGGAUGUCUGUCUCAUGUGUAAAGGGGUUGCUUUGGAUCUGAGACAUGGGAUAUCAGCUAUUGGGUUCUAAGAGGAAGGAUAGGGUGGGAGUUUGUGCUGUGCACAUCCCUCCCUAAGCUGGUGAAGGUGAGGAACACCGGGAGAGUGCUCUGGUGUCUGUACAGUCAGGUCUGUGUUAAAGCGGCCUAGGAUAAGGUAGAAGAGUGAAGUGUGGUUCCUAGGAAAUCACUGGGGCUGGAGACUCCUGGGAUGAUCGAAAGGAUUUUGUGUGCAUUGGAAGAUGGGCUAUGAUGAAUAUGUGAAGUGUCUCCUCAUCAGCGCAAGGAGAAGGUGGGUGAAGUCUGUGUUCCAGGCAUCAGACUUAGAAUCAGCUGGAUAUUGGGGAGGGUAAGGCUUGUCAGUGCUGGAAUGCAGUUUAGAGGUUGGGUAACAACUCGUAGGUUCCUGAGGAAGCCAAAGAGGAGCCCUCAUUAGAGCUCAGCUAUGACCCCGGGCCCCGUUUGUGCAGCAGAUAAUUUAGGCAAGUUUAGUAACUUCUGAGCCUUAGUUGUCUUCCAUGCAAUACUGUUCUGGGGAGUAAAUAAAGUCAAUGCAUACAAAGUGCUUAGCACAAUGCUGGUCAGUUUUUUUUUUUUUUUUUUUUAAGUAGUUUAAAAUGGUUAUAAGGUGACAAGAAUGACGGUGAGAGAUUUAUGCGAAUGUUGUGGCUGGGAACUGUUCUCAUUGUCAUUUUCUUUAUCUAUCUUCCUGGUUCUUUUGGUCUUGAGGCACCAGCCCAAAUUCCCUCAUUCCUUUCUACCUCUCCGAGGAUCCAGGUCCCAGACUGGACUACUUGCUUGGCCCUAGUUUGAUUUCCUCACCACCACCCCUCAAACCAUUCUCUGGCUGCGUGUCCCCCUCCUUACCCCUUUUCUGCAUUGUAAGGAGAGAGAUUCAGGCUCAGAAGGGGCCUGGGACCAAAGGUGCAUGUUCUUUCGCAGAACCUGGGCCUCCAGCUUGCCCGCCCCUGCACUUUGGUACCGGGCAGCAUCAGUGUACUGUUUGGGAGCGGGAAGACCGUGCCAAGAUCUGUAGAAAAGAGUCGAAGGGCUGGCAGCUGCGUCCUGCAGAGAGUCGCUGCCAUGGGGGCGGAGGAGACCCCCUUCCUCCUAAUCCUCUCUCCAGGAAUCCCUGGCUUUGGGACGGGACGCCUGUCGUUAAGUUGGGGGAGGCGUCCAGGCUGAGUGCAUGUCCUGGGCCACCAGCCAAGAGAACACGAUGUUCCCAAGUUCGCUGGCCGCCGCCCUCUCGGGCUGGCCGCCUCCCAAACCGCUGCCUCUCCAACCUCCCUGCCCCACAUUCCCUGGCUGCCUCGGCCCGCCUCCUUCCUCCGCCUUGACGUCACACUUGUCUCCCGCCCCCUCGCCUCCAUUGACGGCAGCAGAGCCUGGUAACUGUGGGGACGGUGAGGCCGGAAGACCUGGGCCUUAUGAGUAGGUGGAGGCUGUUGGGAGUGCCGAACUCUUUUUUUUAUGUGUAAAAGACAGAUGUGGAGGUGGGCGAGCAAGGACUGCCUGGGUCAGGGGAGAUCACAGCUAAAUCUCCCGAGGAGAGCAGGGGAGGAGAAAAGCUUCCAGAGAAGAGGUUCUGGAAAUGACACAGCUACAGAACCACACUGCAUGGGAGCGGGUGGGGUAGGGGUAGGGGACACAUAGCAUCAUUUUCAAGGGCAUGAGAAUCCAGGCUCCUGAAUCCUUUGUUUUCUUGCUUCGGUUUUUCUGGGUAAUUUUUAAAGGUUUUUUGUCCUCUUUCUCUUUCUCUUCCCUUUUCUUUUUCUUUCUAGGUUAUAACACCCUUACGUUCCAGCUCUUCCCCAGAGCCCUUCCCCGUCCCUAUCCUCCACUCAGGGGGCGCAGCCUUGUUAAAGGAAGCUUAGGUUGUGUGACUGAGGGGUAGGCACCCGCAUUGAUUUGUUAGAGGCUGCCUAGGGGGUGCUUCCCUGGCUACCCACGGUUCCAGGAGUCCCUGAGAGGAACUGCUGCAUUUAUUACGGUCUGGAUGAAGGAGCUAAGUAACAGUUAUGGAUGCAAAUUGGCACUUUAUUUCCCCAAGUCAAGCUUCUUUUUUAUUUUUUAGGGCCCAAUACUCUGCUUCUCCCUUUUUAAAAGAACUGACAGUUUUCAGGCCCCUCUCCACCUCUGAGCCUCCUUCCUUACUUCCCGUACCUAACCAUUUUACAAAAAAAGGUCAUUUUGUCAUGCUUAUCAGUCACCUGCCAUGUAUUGGGCUUCUGUCCUGGGCACUGGAGGAGAGUGUAGUGAUGGAGAAAUGAAGUCCCAGCUGAACCCCCCAAAUCUCACUUUUCCAAGCAGUGGGGAUAAAGCUCUCCCCCUUCUGCCUAGGGUUCCAGCUGGCCUCUUGUCAUGGCUGCCCUCUUCCUUCCUCUGUACCCCUACCUUCCUAGCCCUCUCUUUUGGGGCAGCCCUAGGUGUGGGUGGCUGGAUUCUUUGGAGAGGACUAGUCACCGUGUAGGCUGCGGGAGACCUAGUCUCUGAUUGGCUGUGAAAACACCUGCCAUUGUCUGCCUUCACCAUCUCCAUUGGCUCUGGCAGCCUCUUGCAUCGUCUGUACUCUCCCUCCACCCACUCACCUUCCAGUCACACGUGGACUCUCCAUUGCCCUUCUUUCAGGAUUGAAGUGUCAGAGGACUCACUUCAUUGUUAUGUAUUAUGACAAAGCCAAGGAAAGGCUAGCCCAGGAAAGGGCCAGCAGGGUUUGACCCCUACCCCCCGCCAGGACCCAGCCAUCUCAUCGAGUUUCGUCCAGCUCCCAAGGUGCUGGCUGUGAGCAGUAUUCUUAAUCCUCAGAGACAGAUCCUACUUACUCCCUCAGCCAGGCCUCAAGGCCCCUUGGUGCAUCUGCGGUAGCAUCUCCACCUUCUCUGUUCUGUUUUCCACAUGGCCCAGACAUGAGUGGCCCCUUAGAAGGGGCUGAUGGGGGAGGGGACCCCGGGUCAGGAGAAUCCUUUUGUCCUGGAGAAGUCCCGUCCCCUGGGCCCCCACAACACCGGCCUUGCCCAGGCCCCAGCCUAGCUGAUGACACCGAUGCCAACAGCAAUGGCUCAAGUGGCAAUGAGUCCAAUGGGCAUGAGUCCAGGGGUGCAUCUCAGCGGAGCUCACAUAGCUCCUCCUCUGGCAAUGGGAAGGACUCUGCCCUGUUGGAGACCACUGAGAGCAGCAAGAGCACAAACUCCCAGAGCCCAUCACCACCCAGCAGUUCCAUUGCCUACAGCCUCCUGAGUGCCAGCUCAGAGCAGGACAAUCCAUCUACCAGUGGCUGCAGCAGUGAACAGUCAGCCCGGGCGCGGACCCAGAAGGAACUCAUGACAGCACUUAGGGAGCUCAAGCUUCGACUGCCACCAGAACGUCGGGGCAAGGGCCGCUCUGGUACCCUCGCCACACUGCAGUAUGCGCUGGCCUGUGUCAAGCAGGUGCAGGCCAACCAGGAUUACUACCAGCAGUGGAGCCUGGAAGAGGGUGAGCCUUGUGCCAUGGAUAUGUCCACGUACACCCUGGAAGAGCUGGAGCACAUCACAUCUGAGUACACACUUCGCAACCAGGAUACUUUCUCCGUGGCUGUCUCCUUCCUGACAGGCCGAAUCGUCUACAUUUCUGAGCAAGCAAGUGUCCUGCUACGGUGCAAGCGGGAUGUGUUCCGGGGUGCCCGCUUCUCAGAGCUCCUGGCUCCCCAGGAUGUGGGUGUUUUCUACGGUUCCACUGCCCCAUCUCGUCUCCCCACCUGGGGCGCUGGGGCCUCUACAGGUUCAGGCCUCAAGGACUUCACUCAGGAGAAGUCUAUCUUCUGCCGGAUCAGAGGAGGUCCUGACCGGGAUCCAGGGCCUCGGUACCAGCCAUUCCGCCUAACGCCGUAUGUGACCAAGAUCCGGGUCUCGGAUGGGGCCCCUGCGCAGCCAUGCUGCCUGCUCAUUGCAGAGCGCAUCCACUCGGGUUAUGAAGCUCCCCGGAUCCCCCCUGACAAGAGGAUCUUCACCACACGGCACACACCCAGCUGCCUUUUCCAGGACGUGGAUGAAAGGGCUGCCCCGCUGCUGGGCUACCUGCCCCAGGACCUGCUGGGGGCCCCCGUGCUGCUCUUUCUGCACCCCGAGGACCGACCCCUGAUGCUGGCCAUCCACAAGAAGAUCCUGCAGUUGGCGGGCCAGCCCUUUGACCACUCUCCUAUCCGCUUCUGUGCCCGCAACGGGGAAUAUGUCACCAUGGACACCAGCUGGGCCGGCUUUGUACAUCCCUGGAGCCGCAAGGUGGCCUUUGUAUUGGGCCGCCACAAAGUACGCACAGCACCCCUGAAUGAGGAUGUGUUCACUCCCCCGGGCUCCAGCUCAGCUCUGUCCUUGGACUCUGAUAUCCAGGAGCUCUCGGAGCAGAUCCACCGGCUACUGUUGCAGCCUGUGCACAGCUCCAGCCCCACUGGGCUUUGUGGAGUCGGCCCUGUGGCAUCCCCAGGUCCUCUUCGUAGCCCUGGCUCCUCCAGCGACAGCAAUGGUGGGGACGCUGAGGGGCCUGGGCCUCCUGCUCCAGUGACUUUCCAGCAGAUCUGUAAGGAUGUGCAUCUGGUGAAGCACCAGGGCCAGCAGCUUUUCAUCGAGUCCCGGGCCCGGCCUCCUCCGCAACCUCGCCUCCCAGCUACAGGAACAUUCAAGGCCAAGGCCCUUCCCUUGCAGCCCCGAGACGCAGAGCCAGAGGCUGUCCCUGCUCCCAGCCAAGCCCCAUUAGCCUUGGCCCCUGAGGAGGCUGAGAGGAAGGAAGCUUCCGGCUGUUCCUACCAGCAGAUCAACUGCCUGGACAGCAUCCUCAGGUAUCUGGAGAGCUGCAACAUCCCCAGCACGACCAAGCGAAAGUGUGCCUCCUCGUCCUCCUAUACUGCCUCCUCAGCCUCUGACGAUGACAAGCAAAGGACAGGUCCAGUCCCCGUGGGGGCUAAGAAAGAUUCACCAUCAGCAGUGCUGGCUGGGGAGGGGGCUGCUCCUCGGAAGGAACCGGUGGUGGGAGGCACCCUGAGCCCGCUCGCUCUGGCCAAUAAGGCAGAGAGUGUGGCGUCUGUCACCAGUCAGUGUAGCUUCAGCUCGACCAUCGUCCAUGUGGGAGACAAGAAGCCCCCGGAGUCGGACAUCAUCAUGAUGGAGGACCUGUCUGGCUUAGCCCUGGGCCCGGCCCCAAGCCCAGCCCCCAGCCCCACCGUAGCUCCUGAUCCAGCCCCAGAUGCCUACCGCCCAGUGGGUCUGACCAAGGCCGUGCUGUCCCUGCAUACACAGAAGGAAGAGCAAGCCUUCCUCAGCCGCUUCCGAGACCUUGGCAGGCUGCGUGGACUUGACAGCUCUUCCACAGCCCCCUGGGCCCCUGGCGAGCGAGGCUGCCAUCACAGCCCCACGCCCCCCAGCCGCCGGCACCACUGCAGAUCCAAAGCCAAGCGCUCACGCCACCAUCAGACCUCCAGGGCCGAAGCCCCCUGCUAUGUCUCCCAUGCCUCAUCUGUGCCCCCCUCUGGUCCCUGGCCACCCCCACCAGCUGAUUCCACCUUCCCAGCAGUGGUCCAGCCCUACCCCCUCCCAGUGUUCUCCCCUAGAGGGAGCCCCCAGCCCCUUCCCCCUGCCGCCUCCUCUGUGCCCCCUGCUGCUUUCUCGGCCCCCCUGGUGACCCCAGUGGUGGCCUUGGUGCUCCCUAACUAUCUGUUUCCCACCCCAUCCAGCUACCCCUAUGGGGUACAUCAGGCCCCUGCUGAGAGCCCUCUCACUCCUGCCUCCCACUCACCCUCACCCUCCCUGCUGCCGCUGCCCCCAAGCCCCCCACACCGCCCGGACUCCCCACUGUUCAACUCAAGAUGCAGCUCUCCACUCCAGCUCAAUCUGCUGCAGUUAGAGGAGCCCUCCCGCACUGAGGCGGGUGCUGUUGCAGGGGGGCCUGGGAGCAGUGCUGGGCCCCCACCUCCUAUUGAGGAGGCCGCAGAGCCGGAGACCAGACUGGUGGAGGUAACCGAGUCCUCUAACCAGGAUGCGCUCUCUGGCUCCAGUGACCUGCUGGAGCUGCUGCUUCAAGAGGACUCUCGCUCUGGCACAGGCUCAGCAGCUUCGGGCUCCCUGGGCUCUGGCUCGGGCUCUGGCUCAGGCUCAGGCUCCCACGAAGGUGGCAGCACCUCAGCCAGCAUUACUCGAAGCAGUCAGAGCAGCCACACAAGCAAGUACUUUGGCAGCGUUGAUUCUUCAGAGGCUGAGGCUGGGGCUGCUCAGGCCAGGGCUGAGCCUGGGGACCAGGUCAUUAAGUAUGUGCUCCAGGAUCCCAUCUGGCUGCUCAUGGCCAAUGCUGACCAGCACGUUAUGAUGACUUACCAGGUGCCCUCCAGGGACAUGGCCUCUGUGCUGAAGCAGGAUCGGGAGCGGCUCCGGGCAAUGCAGAAGCAGCAGCCUCGGUUCUCAGACGACCAGCGGCGGGAACUGGGUGCUGUGCACUCCUGGGUUCGGAAGGGCCAGCUGCCUCAGGCCCUUGAUGUGACGGCCUGUGUGGACUGUGGUAGCAGCACCCAAGACCCUGGCCACUCUGAUCACCCACUGUUCUCAGACCUGGAUGGACUGGGGCUGGAGCCUAUGGAGGAGGGUGGAGGCGGGGGCGAGGGCGAGGGUGAGGGUGGCGAGGAGCCCAGGGCCCAAACGGGGGCCAAGGUCUCCGGCUCUCAGGACUCAGCCAUGGAGGAGGAGGAACAAGGUGGCAGCUCAUCCAGUCCAGCCUUACCUGCUGCAGAAAAUGGCACCAGCUAGACUCCGUUAGGGGGCCACUCCCUGGGGCCCUCGGAGAGGCUUCCUUUUCCCGUGUUGCUACUUACAUGUGGCUGGACCAACCAGUAGGAAACUGCCCCAGCUUCUCCCUCUGUAGGGGGCAGGACCCCCAUCACCAGCCCAGGAUCCAGGGGCUGCUUCUGGCCUCUUAGGGAACAGAGGGUGGAACUUUUCAGCCCAGCUCAGAGGAGUGUCACCUCCCUCUCCUGGGAGUCUGUUCCCCUGGGUAACGUUGCUGAUAAGCUACCGAAUUGUUCUCUCCAAAUCCCAGCUGAGCCUGAACCUGGUCCCGAAGGUUGGGGCUGCACUUAUUUAUUGGGGCGGACAGCUGGCCCUCCUGCUGCUUUCCCAUGUGGCCCAAGCAGCAUCCGAGGGUUUGAAUGCCUAGCUGCUCCGGGUGGAGGAGGUUGGUGGACCAUGGUGUCCCUGGUGCUGCCCCUCAGGUGGGACCCAGGCGUUCUCAGCUCUACCCUCUACCAAUGGCAUUUGUGUUUUUGAUAUUGUGUCUGUUAUUUUUUAAUACAAAAAGAAAACAAUCAGGA
Molecule: messenger RNA, 7839 nt
Organism: Cavia porcellus (domestic guinea pig)
Lineage: Eukaryota; Metazoa; Chordata; Mammalia; Rodentia; Caviidae
Gene: Per1
Product: period circadian regulator 1
Exons: 23
Coding region: 3419-7279 (1286 amino acids)
Biological process (GO): negative regulation of transcription by RNA polymerase II; circadian regulation of gene expression; entrainment of circadian clock by photoperiod
Cellular component (GO): nucleus; cytoplasm
Molecular function (GO): transcription corepressor binding; transcription cis-regulatory region binding
Source: RefSeq, a predicted model, not a curated record